This is a messenger RNA of Coregonus sp. 'balchen', 3228 nucleotides long. The record is from the annotation of a GenBank genome assembly. NCBI's taxonomy places the organism in Eukaryota, Metazoa, Chordata, Actinopteri, Salmoniformes, Salmonidae.
AUGUCUUUACCGAAUAGAAGGAGCUCUAUUGUGACGUAUGUAGUGCUUGUGCUGUUGGAGUGUUACUGGGAAGCGGUAUCCGGGCAGCUCUCCUACUCUGUUUCAGAGGAGGUAAACCCGGGGACUUCUGUGGGAAAUGUCGCUAAGGAUCUAAACCUCAAUAUCCAGGAUUUGGAGUCCCGUAUGUUUCAGAUUGUCACCGGGUCCAAGAGAAAGUAUUUUGAUGUAAAUCUAAAGACUGGUGUUCUCUAUGUGAAUGAGAGAAUAGACAGAGAGGAGCUCUGUGCGAAGGCUCCGAAAUGUAUUGUGGGUGUAGAGGCCGUUAUCAACAAUCCGUUGAAGCUUUACCGUUUAGAAAUUAAUAUUUUAGAUGCAAAUGAUAAUGCACCGUCUUUCAGUGCUAAAUCACAAAGUAUAGACAUUGCAGAGAGCACGUUGUCUGGUGUUAGAUUCCCCCUACUAUCGGCAUAUGAUGCUGAUGUGGGGAAGAAUGGUGUCAAUACAUACAAGCUUAGUUCUAAUGAACAUUUUUCCUUAGCGGUGCAUAAAGGAGGAGGGAGUGUGUCUGCUGACUUAGUGCUGCAGAAAGCUUUAGACCGAGAGAAACAGCCUGUGAUCCAGCUCACACUGACCGCUGUAGAUGGAGGAAAUCCUCCGAAGUCAGGCACCUCGGAAAUUACUGUUAUUGUUUUGGAUAAUAACGACAACACUCCAGUAUUUACAAAAUCGUUGUAUAAGACUCGCGUUUUAGAAAAUGUUCCGACUGGGACAACAUUAUUAACUCUUAACGCAACAGAUGCAGAUGAAGGAGCGAACAGUGAAAUAAUAUAUUCUCUGAGCAAAAAAGAUCAGGACCACAUAUUAGAUGUUUUCUACAUUGACCCAACUACAGGGACAUUAACAGUUCAAGGCAAAAUUGAUUUUGAGGAACACCCUGCCUUUGAGAUACGGGCGCAGGCGAGUGAUAGAGGCCAGCCCCCGAUGGCAGCACACUGUAAAGUGCUGGUCGAAGUGGUGGACCUCAACGACAAUGCCCCUGAGAUCACUGUGACGUCACUCUUAGACACAGUGAAGGAGGACGCUAAGGAGGGCACUGUCAUUGCUCUCGUGUCAGUUCUCGAUAAAGAUGGUGGAAAAAACGGAGUUGUUCAUUGUAAGGUGAAGAAUAAGGUCCCUUUUAAGUUAGAGACUAACUAUAACAAUUAUUAUUCUUUAGUGGUCGAUGGGCCUCUUGACAGAGAGAGUGCGUCUCAGUACAAUGUCAACAUCAUAGCUACGGAUGAUGGGACCCCGCCUCUCGCCAGCACCAGCGUUAUUACUGUUCACGUUUCUGAUGUGAAUGACAACGCUCCUCGCUUCUCAGAACCCGUGAUGAAUGUUUAUGUGAAAGAGAACAGUCCAGUAGGCGAGAUAAUCAAAACAGUGUCAGCAUUUGAUGCUGACGUCAAUGAAAAUGGACAGGUGACCUACUCGUUCUUAGAGAGUAACAGCAACUCUGUACCGCUGUCUACAAUGGUCAAUAUCAACUCAGUGACAGGAGAUAUAGUCAGCCUGCAGUCUUUUAACUAUGAGGAGGUAAAAACGUUCAAUUUUAAAGUUCAGGCCACAGACUGUGGUGUUCCUCCUCUCAGCAGCAACGUGACUGUGAACGUUUUUAUCCUGGAUGAGAAUGAUAACAGACCUGGGAUUCUCGCGCCCUAUUCUGAGCACGGCUCCGUUAACACUGAGAACAUUCCCUAUUCUGCUGAAGCGGGCUACUUUGUGGCCAAGAUCAGGGCUGUAGACUCCGACUCUGGCUACAAUGCGCUGCUUUCUUAUCACGUCUCUGAGCACAAGGGAACCAACCUCUUCCGAAUCGGAACCAGCACCGGGGAACUAAGGACUACGAGGAGAAUGAGUGACAAUGACCUGAAGACUCACCCAUUGGUCGUGUUAGUUUCUGAUAACGGAGAACCCUCACUGUCAGCGACUGUGUCUAUUGACGUAGUGGUGGUUGAAAGUACAGGUGAAAUCCAUACUCAAUUCAGAAAUGUACCGAGAAAGGAGGAGAACUUCUCUGAUUUAAACCUGUAUUUGCUGAUCUCCAUUGCCUCGGUGUCAGUGAUAUUUUUCCUGAGCCUCAUCAGUUUAAUAGCUGUAAAAUGCCACAGGACAGACGACAGUUUCAGCAGGUACAGCGCCCCAAUGAUCACCACACAUCCUGACGGGAGCUGGUCUUACUCUAAAUCUACUCAGCAGUAUGACGUGUGUUUCAGCUCAGACACACUGAAGAGUGACGUUGUGGUUUUUCCCGCGCCAUAUCCACCUGCAGAUGCAGAACUGAUCAGUAUUAAUGGAAAUGACACCUUUAACCGGACUCAAACAUUACCCAACAAAGACAAGGUAAGAAAUUACGUUUUCAGUUAUACCAGAAAUCCGAUUUUCUCCUAACCUUAAAAAAUACAUUUGCUUUGGUGUACUUUUCAUUGUGUUUGGAUGACGUAGUCUUUUGUUUCGCUUUCUCAUUGAAAUUACUUCAAAUAAAUAAUAGAGCUCUUACUGCCUUAACAAGUUGUAAUAAACUCCUUGCUUUUCGCUCGCCGUCAAGAGAAACAUACGUGCUCUGUCCAAGGUGCUGAAACGUAUCACGGACUUUCACUGCCUGCUUUUGCCAGUUGUUUGAACUAAUGUAGUAGAUGCGGCUUUUGCCAUUACUCCAUUUAGAACUUUUCAUAUUAAAAAGAAGAUAGCCCUACAUGUGCUCUGAUAUUAUGGUCUUCAUUCAGAUUUUGUGUUUGUGUGUCAUGACAUGUAGGCUAAUAUGUUUUUCUGAGUUAGUGUAAGCUCAUACAUUCCCCAUUUGGCGUCACUGUUGACCGUGGCAUUGAGAUAUUGUAUUUGCUGUUUCGAGGCCCCUCCCAGUUUCAGAGGGUGAGGAAAUUUCUCCGGGCUUUGUUACAAAGAGACGCAGGAUGAAGAGAGGCUGCAUCGGCGUUUACCGUGUUGAAAUUCAGCUGGAUUUGAUACAUAUAUUUUUUCGAUGAUUUGAUUGUUUCACGGAAAUUCAUCUCUUUCGAUCUAUGCUUGGCUCACAUUCGAUGGAAUUAUGUCUUUACCGAAUAGGUGCUCUAUUGUGACGUAUUUAGUGCUUUUGCUGUUGGAGUGUUACUGGGAAGCGGUAUCCGGGCAGCUCUCCUACUCUGUCUCAGAGGAGGUAAACCCGGGGACUUCUGUGGGAAAUAUCGCUAA